This is a messenger RNA of Emiliania huxleyi CCMP1516, 1035 nucleotides long. RefSeq lists its product as hypothetical. Lineage: Eukaryota; Haptophyta; Isochrysidales; Noelaerhabdaceae. The record is from RefSeq and is a predicted model, not a curated record. The coding region runs from base 1 to 1035 and encodes 344 amino acids. The transcript is spliced from 2 exons.
AUGACGGCCCUGCUCCUGUCUGCUGCGCGUCGUCUGCGGCCUCUCCGGCCGCAGCUUGCUCGGGCGAUGGUGGACGUCCCCCUCGGGCGCGUCGCGGCGCCUCCGCCGCCGGCGGCGGACGAGGCGCCCGCCAGCGAUUUUGUGGCAUACGAGGUGGCUGGCGGCGUCGCACGGAUCACGCUCGCGAUGCCGGAGAGGAAAAACGCGCUGAGCGUGGAGCUGGUGAACGCGCUGGGCGACCACCUCGCGGCGGCUGCCACCGACGACGACGUCCGCGUCGUCGUGCUCUCCAACGAGGGCAACACCUUUUGCGCCGGCGCGGACCUGAGCGGCCGCUCAACCGCCGCGCCGCGCCACUCGUUGGUGUCUGUGCUGGAUGCGAUCGUCGAGUGCCCGAAGCCGGUGGUCGGCCGCGUGGCGGGGCACUGCAUGGGCGGCGGCGUUGGCCUCGCGGCCGCGCUGGACGUGUCGGUCGUCGCUGACGACGCAAAGAUUGGCUUCACAGAGGCGAGCCACUCCCCCUCCGCCUGCCACGCCGCCGCCGCCGGGCCCCACCCGCGCCCGCCAUCCCGGACGCCUCCGCCUAGCGCCCACCACCGCCACCCUUCGCCGUCGCCACCUCCGCCUCCACCUCCGCCUCCGCCUCCACCUCCUCCACCGCCUCCACCUCCGCCUCCGCUGCAGGUCCGGCUGGGCGUCUGCCCGGCGGUCAUCUCCGUGGUGUGCCUGCCCAAGCUGCGGCGCGCGGACGCGAGCGAGCUUUUCCUCAGCGGCGAGCGGAUCAGCGCCGCGCGGGCGGCGGCGGUAGGUCUGGUCAACUACGCGGUGGACGAGCUCGUGGGCAAGCUCGUGCGCGGCGGGCCGAAGGCGCUCGCCGCCUCGAAGCAGCUGGUGGCGCGGGUGCCGCAGAUGAGCCGCGAGGAGGCGUUCGACUGGGCGGCGCCCCUCUCGCAGCAGCUCUUCCACUCGGACGAGGCGAAGGAGGGCAUCGCCGCGUUCAAGGAGCGGCGCGACGCGGCGUGGGUGCCGGCGUGA